Messenger RNA from Colletotrichum lupini, 315 nucleotides. RefSeq lists its product as uncharacterized. The coding region runs from base 1 to 315 and encodes 104 amino acids. Lineage: Eukaryota; Fungi; Ascomycota; Sordariomycetes; Glomerellales; Glomerellaceae. The transcript has 2 exons. The record is from RefSeq and is a predicted model, not a curated record.
AUGCCGAGGUUCUCUCAAUACCGAUCUCCUCCAGCAGUUCCGAAAAAUAGGGAUUGCAGUGCGAAACAGGGUGGACUUUCGUCAGGCAAACAAGACUUCGCCUGGCCGGUUGUCAGCGUGAUGCACAGCGCGAACUCGUCCUUUGGACAUGAGGCCGUGGAAAAGGCUGCUGCUGCGUGUGCCCGUGGCGAUGACGCCGGCGAUAGACUGCUAGCUAAUAUUCCCCAGACUCAGCAUGGCCGGGCCAGCGCACUCCAGCUCAUCACAGAUGGCGUACAGACAGAUGCUACUCUGGACGACGGGCAGACCUGUUGA